AUGUAUACGGCUUCAAUCGUGAACGCUGUCGGGGAUUGGACAUUUGGUCUCCUUCCGAUUUUCAUGGUACGGGAACUCAACAUGUCAUUGAGAACAAAGAUUGCUGUUUCAUGUAUUCUAGGCUUUGCCGCGAUUGGAGGUACUGUGACCGUGGUUCGCAUCCCAGAUGUCGCCACAUUGGUCGAUGAUACGGACUUUUUGUGGCAAACGACGGACUUCGCAAUUUUGUCGACUGUGGAAGUGGGAGUUGGUAUUGUCGCCGCACAAGAGGCAAUCAUUCAUGGCCGGUUGAGCAAUCGAAAAAUCGAUCAAUUGCACCGAUGUGCUAGCCAGGAUAAUCUGAAGGCGAACACCGAGCCGGCUACUAUGACCUUUUUUAUAGACGACGCGGAUAGUGUGGCAAACCUGAGUAGCGGCGAAAGGAGUGAUGUGGAGUUAGGAGUCAUCCACGAGACAGUUCAUAAGGCCUAA
Molecule: messenger RNA, 471 nt
Organism: Talaromyces amestolkiae
Lineage: Eukaryota; Fungi; Ascomycota; Eurotiomycetes; Eurotiales; Trichocomaceae
Exons: 4
Coding region: 1-471 (156 amino acids)
Source: RefSeq, a predicted model, not a curated record